Polistes canadensis is the source of this 1655-nucleotide messenger RNA. RefSeq names its product probable cytochrome P450 301a1, mitochondrial. The record is from RefSeq and is a predicted model, not a curated record. The annotation marks the transcript as partial. Gene Ontology annotation, molecular function: monooxygenase activity; heme binding; iron ion binding. The transcript is spliced from 10 exons. Lineage: Eukaryota; Metazoa; Arthropoda; Insecta; Hymenoptera; Vespidae.
GUAAUUAGGGAAACUUUGAAUCGUGAUGACCCUCUACCUUUGAUGGAAUCAACAAACACUGAAAUGAUCACGGAAACUUUUGAAAUAACCAGUAAAUUUUUAAGACCAUCGAGCAUCGAAGAUAGGACACCGUUAUCCUUCGAUCAAAUACCUGGUCCUACGAUAAUGAAGCUAUGGGAGAAAUAUUGGAAAUACGUGCCGCUGUUCGGUACGCAACUGUUUUCCAGUCUGCUAAUCAACAGAUUCAGCCAGGGACAAUUAAGUUGGAAUCGUAACUUCACGCCGAUUAAAUAUUUUUUUAAUACAUAUGGUUGUAUCGUAAGACUCAACGGUCCAUUAUCCGGUGAUAUCGUCAUGAUUCAUAGGCCGGAACAUAUAGAAGAAGUUUUUAAACAAGAAGGUGAUGUACCUAUUCGCAGUGGUAUCGAUAUUCUUGAACAUUAUCGUCUUCAUUAUCGGAAAUAUCGUCAUGCUGGUGCUUUUUCAAUGCAAAGUUCAGAGUGGUUAGAAUUGAAAGAAAAAGUACAUAAUCCGUUCAACAUGAUAGAUUCUAAAUUUUUUCAAAAACUUGAAACAGUUUCCGAAGAUUUUCUAAAUCGAAUUCGACAAAUACGCAAUAGACAGGAUGAAGUUCCUCAUAAUUUCAACGAAGAUAUAACACGUUGGGGUUCAGAAUGUUUCUUCACUCUUAUAUUCGAUAAGAAACUUGGAUUUAUUGAUUCAACAGGUCAAAAUCCUACUUCUGAGCCAGCAAUAUUCAUUGACGCGCUUACGACCGCUCACAAAUAUUUAAGUCGUUGUGAAACUGGUUUUCAAGUAUGGAGAUUUUUUGAUACUCCUUUUUCUAAAAGACUUUUUUCAGCGUGCGACGUUAUUGAUGGUUUAUUAAAUAAAUACAUUCGUCAAGCACAAAAUACGUUUCGUACACGAUCCUCUGAGGAUACUCCACCAAUUUUAGAAAAAUUAUUAUUAUCUCAACGUCUUCAUCCAGACGAUGUUUCCACUUUAUUAAUGGACAUGGCAAUUUUAGGAGUUCAAGCGAUGACUAAUUGCGAAGCAUUUCUUUUAUAUUUCUUGGCAAAAAGUCCUCGAGUUCAGAAAAAAUUAUAUGAAGAAGUUGUUUCAUUAAUUCCUAAUCCGAAAUCUCCAAUAACUGAAAAUCAUUUGAAAGAUAUGCCGUAUUUAAAAGCUUGUUUGAGAGAAAGCCUAAGAUUGCGACCUGCUUUUCCAUACAUUACCAGAUUAUUACCAAAUACGAUAUGUCUUCAUGGAUACACAGUACCAAAAGGGACUUUUGUAAUAAUGGCCAGUCAAAUAACGUCACAACGAGAAGAAAAUUUUGAAGAUCCAGACAAAUUUCGACCGGAAAGAUGGUUGACUAAUGAAAUGGAUAAUGAUUUUCAAGAAUAUAGUUACUUACCCUUCGGACAUGGUGCACGAUCUUGCUUAGGAAGACACAUGGCGGAAAUACAAAUGUCCUUGCUUACGGCUAAGUUGAUCCGUGAGUUUAAGAUAGAAUAUAAUUAUGCUGAUAUUGGAACCAAUUUUUAUAUGAUGAAUGUACCUGACAAACCUCUUCGUUUUCGAUUCAUCGAUAGAAAUUAAAAAAUGACUAUUAUUAUUAUACGUAUUUAAAUAUGACGAAAUGAUUUUGU